AUGUGCUGGCGGGAUUGUUACCCGCAUGUUUUAUAUUUGCGCCGUGUGCUCCCUCUGGGUUUGAUUUGGCUUACCUUUCCACUUUUGCGAUAUUGUAUUAUAUUACAUGUUUUCCACAUACAAAAAAAAAAAAAAAAAAACAUUCAAAGGGAAAUGGGAGAACCAAUGAUUCCAUUUGCUUCAGUUGAGAAUAAAACUGAGCAUGUUGAGGCGAUGGAGGAGGAGCAAGUGGUUCAGUAUUUGGCAAGGGAGGAAAUUCCGCGUGGUUACCUCCAUUUGGGCAUUCGCGGAAUCCUUGACGUAGUUUGCCAGAGAACAGUAGUUUUGAUUGCUCUCUUGUUAAUCCAGUCUUUGUCUCAGUUUAUACUUGAGUUGUACGAGGUACUUAUUUCUCACCACGUCAUAAUUCCCAUGUUUCUUACAAUGCUUGUAGGCGCCGGAGGUAAUGCAGGUAAUCAGUCUGCGGUGCGAUGUAUCACUGGUUUGACAACGCGUGAAUUUCGAAGACGUGAUUUUUUUUUGGUGCUUCAAAAGGAAGUUGCUUGUGGCUUCAUCAUUUCUUCGUUGCUGACCCUAGUAGGCUUCGCUAGGGUUUACUACUUCUACGGGGCCCAGUUCUACUCAACAAUUGCCAUAUCGCUUUCGCUGUUUUUUGUCAUGAUAACUUCUGUUCUGUUUGGGACGACAUUACCCUUUUUGUUUCAGGCGGUUGGGAUUAAUAAAGAACACGCGGCACCUUGCAUUCAAGUAUUAAUGGACAUUACAGGUGUCUUCAUCACUUGCUUUUUUUGCUCCCUCGUUAUUCCCCCGACUGAGGGUGGAGGAAACAGUGUCAGGACGUGA
This is a messenger RNA of Trypanosoma cruzi, 843 nucleotides long. Its product is annotated as Mg++ transporter, putative. Bases 1 to 843 code for a protein of 280 amino acids. Gene Ontology annotation, biological process: monoatomic cation transport. Gene Ontology annotation, molecular function: monoatomic cation transmembrane transporter activity. NCBI's taxonomy places the organism in Eukaryota, Euglenozoa, Kinetoplastea, Trypanosomatida, Trypanosomatidae. The transcript has a single exon. The record is from RefSeq and is a predicted model, not a curated record.